UUGAAUAUAGGAAAGUUCCAUCCAACCACUCACAUUAAUUUACUCUUUAACAAUAAAAGGCAAAAAGCAAUACGCAACCCCAUGCAAAUUGCUAUUUUUCUUCUUCUUUCCAAAUGACCAUAUAUAAAAGGGAUCAAUGGUUUCAUCAUAUCAUAAAGUGAAAAAGAAUGGCAAAAUUGUUUAUUAAGCAAGCACAACAAUAUUCAGUAGGGAGGCCAAGUUACCCUGACAACUUGUUCAAUUUUAUAGCUUCAAAGACACCUUGUCAUGACCUUGUUUGGGAUGUUGGCACUGGUACUGGCCAGGCUGCUCAAUCUCUGGCUAAGCUUUACAAGGAUGUAAUAGCCACAGACGCUAGUCCAAAGCAGCUGGAAUUUGCAGCAAAGGUUCCAAAUGUUCAAUACAAAUGUACCUCUCCUAACAUGUCAAUGUCCGAAAUCGAAACCAAAAUAGGAUCAGAAUCAAGUGUAGAUUUGAUCACAAUAGCUCAAGCAAUGCAUUGGUUUGAUCUUCCAACAUUUUACCAACAAGCAAAAUGGUUACUCAAGAAACCAAAUGGAGUAAUAGCAGCAUGGUGUUACACUACGCCAGAAGUAAGCGACUCAGUAGACGCGAUCUUAGAGAAGUUUUACACCAUUGAUACUGGUCCUUACUGGGAAUCACCAAGAAAAUUGGUGGAUGAAAAGUACAAAACUAUUGAUUUUCCAUUUGAAGCUGUAGAUGGUUGUGAUCAUAACGGACCGUUCGAGUUCAAGAUUGAGAAAGUGACGGAUUUGGAAUCAUAUUUCACAUACUUGAAGUCAUGGUCAGCUUAUCAAACUGCAAAAGAGAAGGGCGCUGAGUUGUUAACUGAUGAUGUUGUUGACAAAUUCACAAGUGCUUGGAAUGAAGAUGGAAAGAGUGAGAAAACUGUGACAUAUCCAAUUUACUUGAGGAUUGGCAAAGUUGGAAAUUUGUAUUGAAAAUAAAAUCACUAUUUUCUGUUACGUACUUGUCAUCUUUUAAUAAAACAUCUACUUGAGGCA
This is a messenger RNA of Capsicum annuum, 1025 nucleotides long. Its product is annotated as putative methyltransferase DDB_G0268948. Gene Ontology annotation, molecular function: S-adenosylmethionine-dependent methyltransferase activity. The coding region runs from base 168 to 962 and encodes 264 amino acids. The record is from RefSeq and is a predicted model, not a curated record. The transcript has 2 exons. NCBI's taxonomy places the organism in Eukaryota, Viridiplantae, Streptophyta, Magnoliopsida, Solanales, Solanaceae.